AUGACUCCUGCCUUCCUCCGGGAAAGCAUAUUUCGUCCGCACUCCCACCCUCCCCAUCUGCGUGUCCUGACUCCAGCAAAAUUCGCCGGAAUCCACCCACGCGUGCUUUCUACACAUUCUGCCCAACUCAAUUCCACGCCCCGCAGCCAAGAACUGCCCCACCAUCCCCAAAUAGCCGCAUCCGCGACUGCCACGAUAAUGGGUAAAAGGACACGAACGUCCAACCAAGAACCCAUCGCCCCGAAUCCGGCCCCCGCUCACGCAUUCCAGGUAACGCUAGAAGAUGGCACAGAGUGCACUGCGGUGAGGGAGGGUCUGGCAACGGUGCUGUUUCCGGAGACUGUCGCUCGGAAGGAUAAGAGUGGGAAUGAUGUCAAGGUGGACGGGCAGGUGUUUUAUAAUCCAGUUCAACAAUUUAACCGAGACUUGAGUGUUUUGGCGAUCCGGGCCUUUGGGGAGGUCUUUUUGAGGGAGAAGAAAGGGAAGAGGGCGGGGAAGAAGAAGGGAGGGAGGGGGAUUGCGGCUGGUGAGCGGGACAGAGCACAGGAAGCGGCCGCCGAGGCGGAAGGGGAGCGAGGGAGGGAGGAGAGAGAUAUAGCGCAGGAGAGACCGAUGAAAACGAGCAUACCGCCCAAGUUCACAAUCCUAGAUGCCCUCUCGGCGACCGGCCUCCGAGCCCUCCGCUACGCUCUCGAAAUCCCCUCCGUCACCCGCACAACCUCAAAUGACCUGGACCCUUCUGCCAGCCAAUCCAUACACCGCAAUAUCCAGUACAACAAAACCCACACCGCAAAGACCAUCGACCCGGCGCUCGCCCCCGAUGCCGCAAUGUCCAAAAUCCACGUCGAAACCGCAAAUGCGACCCACCACAUGUACUCUGUCCUCUCAGCACCGAAACCGCGGACGGGAGAGGAAGAUGCCAACGGCGAGUCGCAGGAGCACCGGUUUGGUAAGUAUGAUGUUAUAGACCUCGAUCCCUUCGGCACUGCAGUCCCAUUCCUCGACGCAGCGGUUCAGGCGGUAAGCGACGGGGGGCUACUCUGCAUCACCUGCACGGACGCCGGGGUGUGGGCUUCGACGGGCUACAGCGAGAAAUGCUUUUCGUUGUAUGGCGGGAUGCCGAUUAAGGGGGAGUGGAGCCACGAGGCGGGUCUCCGGCUUAUAUUGUAUGCAACGGCAACUGCGGCGGGAAGGCAUGGGUGCUCUAUCGAGCCGUUGUUGAGUCUCAGCAUAGACUUCUAUGCCAGGGUGUUCGUGCGGGUACGCAAGAUCCCGCAGGAGGUUAAAAGGCUAGCAAGUACGAGUGUGAUUGUAUAUAAUUGUGAUUCAGGGUGCGGGUCAUGGAGGACACAAUCGCUAGGAAAACGCAAGGUGGAGAAGAACAAGAAGGGGAAUGAAACGUACCUCAAAUUCGGAUUAGCGAUGGCCCCGACCACAAGUUCAGAGUGUCCCGAUUGUGGAUUUCCCAUGCACGUAUGUCCCCCCCCCCUUCCUCUCCCUCAACCUCCCCGACUAAAUCCACCACAGCUCGGCGGCCCAAUGUGGUCCGGCCCCCUGCACUCCCCAGCCUUUAUCACCCACCUCCUCUCAACCCUCCCUACCCAACCACCCGAAAUCUACCAAACCCUCCCGCGCAUCACUGGCAUGCUCCAAACCGCCCUGCAAGAAUCCACACUCCCGGACUCCCCGUUCUUCUUUGUGACCGACCGCCUCGCGCGGACCCUCCACUGCGAGGCCCCACCCUUGGCCGCAUUCCGCGGUGCCCUGAUGCGUCUCGGGUACACUGUUGUGCGGAGCCACUGCAAACCCACCUCCGUCAAGACCGACGCUCCCUGGAGCGUCAUCUGGGAAGUUAUGCGCCGGUGGGUCCGCCAGAAGCCGGCUGGUGAGGGGAAGGUGGUGGAAACGAUGGCUGGUUAUAAGAUUUUGAAAUUCGGAAUGAAGGAGAGCGGCGAGAAUGGGGAGGGAUCCGCGAGGGGGAAGGGGAAGGCGGAGAAGGAGGAGGAGGAGAUGAAGAGGCUUACUUCGCUCGAGGUUGUGUUCGAUGAGGAGCUCGGUAAAGAGAAAGAUAAAGUGAAGGGGGUUGUGAGGUAUCAGAUGAAUCCUACGGCGAAUUGGGGGCCCUUGACGAGGGGUCGAGGGGUUGAGGCCCUGCUUAAAGAGAGCGCUGCGGCUGAGGAGGGGCAUGAGGGCGAGGCAGUGGAAGGGGAGGAAGGAGAGAGCGACCAAGAAGGAAGCACGAGUAAGAGGGCUAGGUGAGUUUUCUCUUCCUCACUCUCUUACUCAACCAGUGUGGGAUGGAGACUGAUGGGCGCAGAACAGGGUAAUGUGGUAAGGUGGGGCAUACAUAGAGGAUACUAAUGGUUUGGCUUUGCUUCAAGUGUAAAAAGGGCGCUGUGUAUCAUAGUCAAGGGGGCCAGGAUGAGGGGGGAAAAACGGAUUAG
This is a messenger RNA of Tuber aestivum (summer truffle), 2444 nucleotides long. NCBI's taxonomy places the organism in Eukaryota, Fungi, Ascomycota, Pezizomycetes, Pezizales, Tuberaceae. The record is from the annotation of a GenBank genome assembly.